AUCGUCUGCCAUUUGCCAAAUGUCAAUUGAAGUUGAAGAAAGAAAACAUGAUGUAUUUUAUUGUUUACAUGCCGCAUCAAAAAUUUUAAAAUGUUCGUUUUAUCAGAAAUGAAAGAUGUUAUCCGGGUUACUCCGGAUCAUUUCCACCAAAGUUUACCAGAAUCUAUAACAACUUUAUUGAAUAGAAAAUUAGCAAAUAAGGUAGUAUUAAAUAUAGGAUUAUGUAUAGCACUAUUUGAUAUAACACAUAUUGGACACUCAUACAUAUUUCCAGGAGAUGGAUCUUCUCAUACAGAAGUUAAGUUUAGGUAUAUCGUGUUUAGACCCAUAGUUGAAGAAAUUCUAAUAGGAAAAAUUAGGAGUUGUAGCAGGGAAGGAGUUCAUGUAACAAUGGGAUUCUUUGAUGACAUUUUAAUACCAGUAAAUGCACUUCAGCAUCCAUCUAGAUUUGAUGAAACAGAUCAAGCUUGGGUUUGGGAAUAUCCUAAAGAAGAUGGAGAGAAACAUGACUUAUUCAUGGAUUCAGGUGAAUCAAUAAGGUUUAGAGUGACAAGUGAAGCCUUUGAAGAAAGUUUACCAAACGGGCCGCCAGGCUCUGAAUGUGCAGUACAAACCACGGCGCCAUAUAGACUAAUUGGAGGAAUUAACGAACCUGGCCUUGGCUUGCUUACCUGGUGGGAAGCUCCAGAACAAGAUGAUGGUGAUGAUAAUGAGGAAGAACAAGAAAAUGAUUAAUAAAGUACUUAAUCUUUA
Molecule: messenger RNA, 753 nt
Organism: Colias croceus (clouded yellow)
Lineage: Eukaryota; Metazoa; Arthropoda; Insecta; Lepidoptera; Pieridae
Gene: Polr3H
Product: DNA-directed RNA polymerase III subunit RPC8
Exons: 4
Coding region: 91-735 (214 amino acids)
Biological process (GO): transcription initiation at RNA polymerase III promoter; DNA-templated transcription
Cellular component (GO): RNA polymerase III complex
Molecular function (GO): DNA binding; DNA-directed RNA polymerase activity
Source: RefSeq, a predicted model, not a curated record